ACAUAAGUAUAAUUCCCAUCACCGCGGCACUUGCAAAUUCCCAUUUGGGGUUAUUUGAGCGCAAUUCUUUACUUUGUCCAAUUCCAGUACUGCCAUUGAAGAAGGCUCGCAUUGAAAAUAAAAGAACUGGGUUAUUUGAAAAUGGCGAACAUUCCCAGACUGACAGCGGGAAGCAGUGCAGAGCAGGUGGAAUACUGCGAGGGGCUUAUCACUAAAAUACUUUCGAGGGUUUCAACAAGAGAUGUGCUGAAGAUGUGUACAGUGGUACAGAGAUGGCGCACAAUGAUUUUUGAGCCAUCUUUUGCAGACACCCAUUACAAGAAUUCUCAACCGGAAUCGAUCUUUUAUUUCCAUGAGUUCAACUCAGUCAGAGGAAUGAUGCGGGAAACCUUUCAAUUCCGCUCCUACAAUCCCAAAACGGGCGUCUCUGUUGAUGAGAAUGAAGCAUAUACCCUGGUGUUUGAUUUCCAAACCAAUUCGUGGCAUAAGGGUCCACCUCUACUGCGCUCUAUUGCUUCAUUAUCUUUUUAUCCUUCUUUAAAGAAUCCCCUAUUUUUGAACGGUAUCAUUUAUUUCAUUGCUAUAACCGAAAUUAAUGAUGUCGAGGCCUUGUUUAGAGAUGGCAGUGAUUCUUUUUUCAAGAUUAUAGGUUAUGAUGUUAAUCAAGACCAAUGGAGUUCUUCUAUUUUCAUUCCUGCCUCAGUAGGCUAUCCACAUUGCCUCAUUGAAUGGGAGGGAAAUCUAUUAGUUUGUGCAUCUGAUUCCACCUAUGAGGAAAACCAAUUUGUAUUGGCAUCAAGUUCCACCCAUGACAACUAUCGUGCAAUUGAGUACAGAUGGGAUGGAGGUGGGGGUGAUGGGCAUUUUGUGUUCUGGAAAUUGGAUACAGAGCAUAAUCUGUGGACACGAGAACAGGAAUUAGAUUUAUCACAUGAAAUUCACACUUUCUGGAAAGUAUCUGCAAGCAGUGGUGUAGUAUGGUUUACAUCUGGUUACAAUUCUGUCACAGUUUACCAUAUGGGGAACAGACAUUGGUCCACUCAUCGACUGGACAAUGCUCUUGCUUUGCGGCAGUGGAAGAAUAUGGAAUGUGUAUCUUUUGAGCCUACCCUUUUGUCAUUUUGAAACCCUUUUGUGAAAGUGGGAGUUGGAUUACAAUCUUGGUGCUGUUUGCAUUCAUGUAAAUUUGUGUGUAUGUAAGAGAGAAAUAAUCUGUAAAUUUGUGUGUAAGUGAGAGACACAAAUAAUCUGACCCGCAAAAUGCUUUUGGGUUUAGUUGAUGACGGUCUGAUUCAGUUGAGCAUAGAUAUAAGUACUGUCAAAGUGUAACAGAGGCAGCACCUCCAGGAUUUCUUCUUGUCUAUCUUUCUACCAUUCACAACUGUCAUGUUUUUGCCUGAGACAAUUUGCUAUAUCAUGUGUUUGUCCAUUACAACCAUUCAUUGGUUAAUGAAAUUCUUCUUAGUUCUGUAGCAUGAAUUUAGACUUAUGCAGACAAGACCAAAGCUCCUAUUUAAAAUUUCCAUAGAUUGAUGAUAAAGUUUAAUUCA
Molecule: messenger RNA, 1550 nt
Organism: Cryptomeria japonica (Japanese cedar)
Lineage: Eukaryota; Viridiplantae; Streptophyta; Pinopsida; Cupressales; Cupressaceae
Exons: 2
Coding region: 142-1125 (327 amino acids)
Molecular function (GO): protein binding
Source: RefSeq, a predicted model, not a curated record